Molecule: messenger RNA, 2997 nt
Organism: Phyllopteryx taeniolatus (common seadragon)
Lineage: Eukaryota; Metazoa; Chordata; Actinopteri; Syngnathiformes; Syngnathidae
Product: solute carrier family 13 member 2-like
Exons: 13
Coding region: 160-1962 (600 amino acids)
Biological process (GO): monoatomic anion transmembrane transport
Cellular component (GO): membrane
Molecular function (GO): transmembrane transporter activity
Source: RefSeq, a predicted model, not a curated record
UAAUUUUUAAUUGCUUUCAGGAAGACAUACAAGUGAACUGCUAUUUAAACUGUGAUCUCAUUUGAUAGUCUCUUGAAUAGAACAGUCACUAAUCCUUUUUUUUUUUCUUGGCCCGCUGACCCUUUCAAUACUUUGAAUGUGUAGCACAGCUUCUCGAUCAUGGCUAUAUUCUGUACAUGGCUAUGGAGGUAUCGGAAUUAUACUGUGAUAGUUCUCACACCGCUCCUACUGCUGCCUCUGCCUCUCGUCAUCCCCACCUCGGAGGCAAAAUGUGGCUUUGUGAUCAUCCUAAUGGCUCUGUACUGGUGUACGGAGUGCAUCCCUCUGGCUGCAACGGCCCUGCUCCCUGUCAUUCUUUUCCCCAUGAUGAAGAUCAUGGAGUCAGAUGAGGUGUGCAUCCAGUACCUGAAAGACUCCAACAUGCUCUUCAUUGGUGGGUUGCUGGUGGCCAUCGCUGUGGAGCACUGGAACCUACACAAGAGAAUUGCCCUCCAGGUCCUGCUUUUUGUCGGUGUCAAACCUUCGUUCCUGAUGAUCGGCUUCAUGGGCACCACAGCCUUCUUGUCCAUGUGGAUUAGUAACACGGCGUCCACGGCCAUGAUGCUGCCCAUCGCCAACGCCGUGCUGCAGCAGCUCAGUGACUCGGAAGCCAACGCUGAAGAAAGAGCUCAGGAUCUCCAGGCUGCCAGGCACGGCAUGGAAAACCAGGGCUUUGAGAUGAAUGACACUAAUGAAUGCAAGGAGGUUAAACAGAAGGGCAGCAGCAUCAACAUGGAUCGAGAUAACGUGGAUGUGACAGACAAUGAUGUUUCAAAGGGUUGCGCUUGGAGUCCAGAGAUGGCAGAACAGCGUAGAAACAAGCGGGAGCAAAAGUACAUGAAGCUGACCAAAGGCAUGAGUCUGUGUGUGUGUUAUGCAGCAAGCAUCGGAGGGACAGCUACACUCACUGGAACCACACCCAAUGUCAUCCUGAAGGGCCAGAUUGAUAAACUUUUUCCGGAAAAUGGUGGUGUCAUCAAUUUUGCAAGCUGGUUUGGCUUUGCAUUCCCCAACAUGAUUCUCAUGCUGGCCUUAGCUUGGUUGUGGUUACAGUUUAUGUUUCUGGGCCUCAAUUUCAAAAGGUCAUUUGGAUGCGGUGCAGAGAGCGCAGGUGACAAGGAGGCCUACCAGGUAAUCAAAGAGGAGUACAAAAGGUUGGGCAAGAUGAGCUUCGCUGAGGCCAGUGUGCUGGUUAUCUUCACGCUGCUGGUUCUUCUGUGGUUUACCAGGGAGCCUGGCUUCAUACCAGGCUGGGCCACAGUUCUCUUCAACCAAAAUAAAGCUUACGUCACAGAUGGGACCGUGGCUAUUUUAAUGUCAGCACUGUUCUUCUGCAUCCCCUCCAAAUUUCCCAGAUGUGGCGGGACAUCUGAGGACGGAGGCCCUGCUGAAGCUGCGCCUCCUCUUCUUACUUGGGAAAUUGUCCAUGAAAAGAUGCCUUGGAACAUCCUUUUACUCCUGGGAGGAGGAUUUGCUUUAGCCCACGGUAGUGAGGUGUCUGGGCUGUCCACGUGGUUAGGGGAAAGUCUCGUACCACUGCAGAGCAUCCCUCCCUUUGGUAUCUCCAUCCUGCUGUGUCUGAUGGUGGCCAUGUUCACGGAAUGUUCCAGCAACACUGCUACCACCACCCUGUUUCUACCGAUACUCGGUGCCAUGGCCACCGCCAUUAAGAUCCACCCGCUGUACGUAAUGUUUCCCUGCACCAUCGCUGCAUCUCUGGCUUUCAUGCUGCCUGUGGCCACGCCCCCCAACGCCAUCGCCUUCUCCUACGGCAACCUUAAAGUCAUGGACAUGGCCAAAGCUGGGUUCAUCCUGAACUUCCUUGGAGUCCUGACCAUCAAUAUUGGCAUUAACACGUGGGGGGUGGCCAUGUUCGAUCUGAACACCUUCCCCAGUUGGGCAAAUGUUACUAAUAAUCCUUGAAUUUAAUUUCAGGGAAAAACUGCACCAUCAAAUAGCGCUUUUUUCUUUGCAUCAUCAAAUUGUGCUCAAUUGAGCUUAUUGAACAUUUAGGCCAAUCACGGCCAAAUGGACAUGUGGCUGCAAACACUGGGACUAAUUUUUGUAAUAUUUUCAAAUAAAUGAGCACAAUACAGUGGAGCAAAUCUCUAGUUAGUCAGGCCGAUUAGAACUUGAUGUUCCUGAAGUCACACACUAUAUAAAAUUAUAGUAUUUGAUCCACAACCACACACAACCUUGCCAUGAUACAUUUUUGGGCCACUGCACAAUCCAAGAGCAUCCAAUGCAAGAGCUUUAUCGAACAAAUCUGCCUUUACAAAAAUAAUAAUGCUCAGUUUUGAUGACACUGUCAGAGAGAUAUUAUAAUUAGCAGUAUGUUUAAUAUUAUGGCUGUAGAACUGUAGCAGCUGUUGCUAAUAGUGUGUCUUAUUUUGUUAGAUUACACCAGGGUCAACUUUUCAAAACAGUUCCAAAUAUGAUGCACUGUACCUCUACAACAUGCCCACAAUAAAAAUUAUUAUGUUAACAGCUCUUUUAAAACUAUCAAUCAAAACUGAGCAAUUGUUAUUUCUGUAGAGGCAAAAUAUUUGAUACAGCUUUUUUUUUUAAUUAUUGGAUCUUAUUAGAUUGUGCAAGUGUACCUAAUAGUGUUCAAACAGUGUUCAUACAUGAUUUCUCACUCUACUGUUUUCCUAAUGUGCACAUUCAAUUGUACUCACGAGAAAAGUCCACAUUUUUUUGGUUUUCUUUUUUCAGUCAACUGUAUAUUUUAAUAUUCUCCUAGGAAGCAAGUUAAGUGUUAUUGUUUGGCAUACUGAGGUUACAUGUGAGCUUAUAUGUUUCAUAUGAAUUGGGCCCUGACCUUGACCAUAUGGAAUAAUACGAACGAAAUGUGAUUUUUGAAAGUGUUGUCGUUGCUUUAAACUUGAUUGUAACAUUUUUUUGUGUGUGCAAGUGAGUUAUGUUGAGCUUCCAAGACAAUAAAUGUGUAUAAGAGAA